Messenger RNA from Pseudocercospora fijiensis CIRAD86, 666 nucleotides. RefSeq lists its product as uncharacterized. The record is from RefSeq and is a predicted model, not a curated record. Lineage: Eukaryota; Fungi; Ascomycota; Dothideomycetes; Mycosphaerellales; Mycosphaerellaceae. The transcript is spliced from 12 exons. Bases 1 to 666 code for a protein of 221 amino acids.
AUGAUAACACCAGACAGAAAAAACACAAAAACGCCAUUCUCAUCAUACAUAUGUAGCCCAGUAUCAGGGCAAAAUUUGGCCAAAGUCCGUUCCAUCUCAUAUACCUACUACUUCUUUCUGUACACCCAAGCAUGCUGCCCAAAGUCUAAGCGACAGUGUUCCCGUCCUUCUCCAAGUAUCGCAAGGAAGACGAGAGACAAGGAAGAAGCUAAGCGAUUCUUGAUCGUGCUUCCUUCUAUAGCUGCAAAUGUCUUGGGGGCUAUGAUUCUGGUAGCCGUAAGCCAGAGCUCUCUUAGGAGAAGGUCGGUUGGUUUAUGGGGAAAAGGUGAUGUAGAUGUUUCUGACUAUUGGUUGAUCGUCACGCUCGGAUUGGAGUCUUUUGUUCAAGCUGAUGAUCGAAUUCUGAUAUCUACCGUGCUUGGUCUUUCAGCGAUGCAAAAGAAUAUAGUUCAUGUUCAGGACCCAGAUUCCGCGCCAGAUUCCUGCCAGUCUUCACACGCCCCUGCCCAGCAUCAAGUAGUAGUGGCAAACAAAGUGGUCGGCAACUAUGCAAACGUCAACUCAGAGUACAGAAUUCCAGUAGACGGCUUCUGCGGACAGAACUCCGCAGAAGGUUUGCAAGAGUACUUGAACACGGUUGUUGAUGUGGCCUUCGUCGCCACAUGA